Solanum dulcamara is the source of this 1568-nucleotide messenger RNA. Its product is annotated as serine/arginine-rich splicing factor RS31-like. The record is from RefSeq and is a predicted model, not a curated record. Gene Ontology annotation, cellular component: nuclear speck. NCBI's taxonomy places the organism in Eukaryota, Viridiplantae, Streptophyta, Magnoliopsida, Solanales, Solanaceae. The transcript is spliced from 7 exons. Gene Ontology annotation, molecular function: RNA binding. Gene Ontology annotation, biological process: mRNA splicing, via spliceosome. Bases 182 to 1234 code for a protein of 350 amino acids.
AGAUAUUUCCACUCAGCCUCGAAGCUCUCGCUCUACUUCACGAUUGCUUGGACUUUCGAAAGAGUUAUGGGUAAGCGAGGGUGCGGUGUUAUGGUCAAUUAAGUGGGAGGAGAACCCUAGGUCUCGAGUUCGGCAAAAAGUACUGGUUGGAAAGAAUCUUGAGAUAUUCUACUCAGACAGGAUGAGGCCUAUUUUCUGUGGGAAUGUUGAGUAUAACGCCAGACAGUCAGAGUUGGAGAGGCUUUUCAGAAGAUAUGGGAAAGUGGAUAGGGUGGAUAUGAAAUCCGGUUUUGCUUUUGUGUACAUGGAUGAUGAAAGAGAUGCGGAGGAUGCUAUUCGUGGACUUGACCGUAUAGAGUUUGGCAGAAAGGGACGCAGACUUCGCAUUGAGUGGUCAAAGGAAGAGCGUAACAGUAGGAGGCCAGAGACUUCAAGGAAAUCUUCAUCUAGUGUCAAACCUUCGAAGACUUUGUUUGUAAUAAAUUUUGAUCCAUAUAGUACUAGGAGCAGGGAUAUAGAGAGGCACUUUGAUCCAUAUGGAAAAAUACUCAAUAUAAGGAUUAGAAGGAAUUUUGCAUUUGUUCAAUAUGAAACUCAGGAGGAUGCUACUAGAGCCUUGGAUGCUACAAACAUGAGUAAACUGAUGGAUCAAGUCAUUACAGUUGAAUAUGCAAAUAAAGAUGAUGAUGACAGGAGAAAUGGGUUUAGCCCUGAUAGAAACCGCGAUAGGGGUCUUAAGAGAGGUUAUGACCGAGGCCGAUCUCGGAGUCCUUAUGGAAGAGAGAGGGGGAGUCCUGAUUAUGGUCGUGGACGGGCCCGUAGCCCAAGUCCAAUCCGUCAAGGUAGGUCAAGCCCUGAUUAUGGCCGUCGCCCUAGUCCAAAUCCCAAUCAUAGGGAAAGGGAUUUUGGGUAUGCCAGUGGCCGUAGUCCAAACAUGAGAAAGGAGAGGAACCCUGAUCAUGGAAAUGGCCAUAGUCCAAACCCUCGAAGGCUGAGAGAUGGUUCUGAAAAUGGUCAGGUGAACAGUCCACCAGAGGAAGGACUUUUGGAAUCUGGCCCUAGUCCCCCGAGGGUAGGGAGGAGAGGGAAAUAUAGCCCAGAUGGUUAUCGUGGCCGCAGCCCAAGGUCUAAACCUGAAGAAAUAGAUAGUCCUGGAUAUGCUGCAGCAGAAAGUCCUCUUCCAGAACGACACAGGAGCCUUUCACCUCCAACUCGAGAAAGAUCCCGCUCCUAAUUUGCUCGGUAUCAGCCUCUGACCUUAAGUCAUAUUUGGCGGGGAUGGUCACAUUGCAAGUGGGCGCUGUAGAAGUAUGCUUUAAGUUGCUGGAGCUUCAAAAUUCCAAUGACUCUGUUUUUGCUAUCAUAUGUUCAAAAUUCCAGUCACUCUAGUAUGGGCUUUUUGACAAUUUGUUCUUUAAAUAGACUUGCUACUGUGUAGUAGGUGAUUCUGUUUUAAAGCUGAAAACUCCUUGGUAAGACUUGGUUGAGUCGGGCUGAUGAACUAUCUUGAAUACCAUAUUCUCAGAAGUUGUACUGAUGAUGAUGGGUUAUUGGCACUUUUGCCCUUA